Molecule: messenger RNA, 393 nt
Organism: Didymodactylos carnosus
Lineage: Eukaryota; Metazoa; Rotifera; Eurotatoria; Philodinida; Philodinidae
Source: the annotation of a GenBank genome assembly
AUGGUUGAUUAUGACGCUUUUGCUAAUGAAACAAAAGCUCAAAAAGAUGCUCGAUGUAAUGGCGAAGGUCUACAAACUACAGUGAACAAUUACUAUCAACAACAGAGAACUAAACCAACUGGAUCUGGAACUUUCAAACGAAUGGCAACGAAUAAUGGCGAGCCAAUUAAACUCAGUGAAGACGAGCAAAUGUAUGACGACGGUGGAGGCGGGUGGAGCCAGGCACCUUCUCAUAAUUCUUUUAAAAGAACCAAUAAUCAAAACGAACGUGACGAGCGUCAAUAUCCAACUUCGAGAACAUUUACAAGCUCACAUCAUGCUGGAGCACAGCAGUUGUCUUAUCAAUCACAACAACGUGCUUUUAACUCAAAUUUAAACUUUCAACAGCAGUAG